GAUCAUCAAUCGAAUGAUUGCAUGCUGGAUGGACUGCACAUUUGAAUUACAAAUUUUUAAUUUUAAUUGUAGUGUAAUUACAACAGCUGCAAGCACAGAAAGAUGAGAACCUUAUUCACUCUACAACACUGUAAAUAGCCUACUAUAGUUCGCUGUGUACUAAAAUGAAAGCUGACGGUGCUGAUACCAGUAGUCAGGAAAUCGAAGCACCAGGGAAGAAGACUGUUGUCGCCAAGAUCCAUUCAUGGCUAGCUCUCACAAGGCUCUAUCUGGGCGCAGCGUCAGUGGCGAAUCGUUGACGGUGUCCAUUGACUUAUUGGCAGGUUCUUGCCAGCUAUUCACAGUCACUCGCAACAACGCUUCGCGGAAUCUUCGGGCGGCCUUCACGGUAGCAGUACUAGCUUCUGUUGGCACAAAUGGGCAGGUGUGGUGGAUCAACGCUUCACUGUUACUGUGUGUGACAGUAUUCAUCCUUGACAUGGCUAAAGUCCAAUCCGAGAGUCUGUUGGUCAUUCCGAAUGUGGGCCUUCUGCACACUGCUCAGCGAUCGCUGGCGCUGUUGCACUCCAGUACGUUUGUGUCUUUCCCGGAACUGCGUCAUCUCAUCCUCAACGAAGGCAUUUCCUUGCACCGUGUUCUUUUCUAUUUGGCUUUGGUGGUGCAGUCCGCCGGUACGACCCAGGCAUCUCCUGACCCUGCUGUUGCGCCUAAACUCGUGCCAUUGUUCACGCAUACUGCUCCAGAGUUGGCCCUGCUGGAGGAGAUUUUCAUUGGCGUUCAGAGAAGCAUGGACUAGCAGCCGGCAUGCGCUCCAUCUGCUGCAGCACCAACAGUGGUAGCGGCCAAGACGGCCACUACACCAGGCUACGUGCAGUAAAUAAUGCCACCACAAAACUUUGCUCCGCUGGCGGAUCUUCCCAUCCUUUCCUUUCUGUUCGCACACUGCUGGGCCAGUGCGCACUGCCAGUAUCCUCUAUUCAUAAUAUCCAUAAUAUUUAUUGAAGCCCAGCCGUCAGUUUAUAUGGAACAUGAUAGCAUCACGUUUUUUAAAGAACGGUACACACACAACACUGGCAUAAUCUUGCUUGUAGUGAGUGCCCGUCUUGAUCUCUCCGUGCGUUUCGCAAGCACUUGACAGCAGCACUCAAACAGAAAACCAGUAUUGAAUUCCGCUUUUCCCACUCGCAAACUUUAUUUAGACACACAAAAGUGAUAUAUGCAUGAUUCA
Molecule: messenger RNA, 1228 nt
Organism: Sycon ciliatum
Lineage: Eukaryota; Metazoa; Porifera; Calcarea; Leucosolenida; Sycettidae
Exons: 5
Coding region: 245-796 (183 amino acids)
Biological process (GO): GPI anchor biosynthetic process
Cellular component (GO): glycosylphosphatidylinositol-N-acetylglucosaminyltransferase (GPI-GnT) complex
Source: RefSeq, a predicted model, not a curated record